This is a messenger RNA of Lactuca virosa, 1479 nucleotides long. NCBI's taxonomy places the organism in Eukaryota, Viridiplantae, Streptophyta, Magnoliopsida, Asterales, Asteraceae. The record is from the annotation of a GenBank genome assembly.
AUGAUAGAUUAUUUAUCUAAAGUAGAAACUUUUUUCUGGGAUAACUAUGAAGAUGAAGAAUUAAUAAUCAAUGGAUCAAAUGUAUCUAUUCUUGAUCAAGCUCUUAGGUUACUAGAUCUUGCUGAAUCUAAAGGAAAGGAUACAGUAAACUUAGAAAUCUCUACAUCUGAGGAACUUAAACAACUUUUUCACUUUGAUGAAACGAUUAACGUCAUAGAAGAAACAUCUGAUAAAGAAACUUUUGUAUAUAUUUCAGAAGAAGAAGUAGAAUCUCUUUCUUCUGAUAUAGAGCCUAACUUCGGGAUGAAUAAAACCGAACCACAUUUCGAUCAUCCUGGAGAAUCUUCUUUUCAAGGUGAAAGAAGAAAAAGACCUAAAAUUGAACAAGGUCAUAGAACUGGCUCUAUGCCAGAUCUUCCCACUGGAAAUCCAAACCAGUUCGGAACAAACGUUCUCAAUAUUGACAACAUUGAAACAAAUAGAAAAGAAGUUAUCGACAGAUGGACUUCAGAAAUAAGUCUAAUCAUUCAGACUAAUAAAGAAAAAUAUGCAACAAAAGAAUCUAUCCUUUUAUUAUUUGACCAUAAAACAUCAGGAAUAGUUCAAAAAUUUAUCAAAAAUACAAACUGGAUUAGUCAUAAUCCAAUGACAGUAUUCCAAGACAUGCUUGAUGCCAUCUACAUGAUGUUCCUUGGUAUAGAUCUUAUAGAAGACAAAGCCAAUGAACAAAAAAAAGAGAUCGAAAAAGCAAAGUCCAGACUUACGAAUCUCACCAUAUGUGAUAUUUGCUUUCUAGAUCAUUACACAUGUGACUAUGAAACAAAUCUUUACAAAAUAAAUGAUUCAGAUCUAUAUCCUGAGUUGAUCAAACAAUAUCUAUUAAAAAUUCCCAUUGUAGGACAACAAUCUCAUAACAGAUUUAUAACUGAAUCUACAAAUGCUACAAUUUACAGUUUUGCUUUUGCUAAGAGAAUUGUUAUUGAUGAGAUUCAAAAAAUUUGUAAUCUAUCAAACACACAAAAAAGACUAAAACGUUUUAAUAAAAAUUGUUGUAGUCAUUUAACAAAAAAAAAACCCUUAGAGUAUGGAUGCAAAGUUAACCAUAAAACAAAAAAUUCUUCAAAGAAAUCUUUUAAUAAAUAUUCAAAAAAGAACAAAAGAUUUUCAAAAAAGAAAGAUACUAGACGGUUUAAACCGGGAAAAUAUUUCCAAAAAUCAAAAGACAAAAGUCAAUUUUAUCCGAAAAAUAAAAAGAACUGCAGAUGUUGGGUUUGUAGUGAAGGACACUAUGCAAAUGAGUGUCCUAAUAGGAAAGAUUACCCACGAAAAGUUAAACUCCUUGAAAUAGCGUCAUCUAUGGACCUUAGGCAUAUAGAAGAACAAUUUCAAGAUGAACAAAUCGUCUACACAUUGAUUGAAGAACCUCUAGAUGAAUCAUCAUCUUCUUCAUCUACAGAAUCAAACACUGAUUCAGACUGA